AUGGCGGCCAAGGAGGAGGCGGAGGAGAGCCCCGGCACCAGCUCCAGCAGCAGCAGCAGCAGCAGCAGCAGCAGCUUGUUGUGCAAGUUCAGCAGGCACCACUGGGUGACUGCGCGGCACAUUUUGGAGUUUCUUCGGUGCAGCGAAAGAAAAUACCAAAGAGCCAUUACAGAGCCUGGGGAGGCAGUGGGGGCCACGGGGGCCCAGUCUAUAGGCGAGCCCGGCACCCAAAUGACCCUCAAGACCUUCCACUUCGCCGGCGUGGCGUCGAUGAACGUGACUCUGGGAGUGCCGCGGAUAAAGGAGAUAAUAAACGCAGCUUCGAAGAUCCAGACUCCAAUAAUAGAAGUCCCUCUUUUGAAUUCUGGAGACUACAACUGCGCAGUUUUGGUCAAAAACAGAAUUGAAAAAACCCUAAUUGCAGAUUGCUGCUCCUACAUCAAAGAAGUUUACUCCCCAGAAGGGGCCUGGCUUUCUCUCAAGCUCGACGCCCCCACCAUCCAAGCCCUUUUCCUCGACAUCAACGCAGACAAGGUGAAGGAGGCGAUACUGCGUCACACAAUGAUAAACAAAGUGCGUCUUUCGAAGAAUUGCGUCGAAGUCGUAAAUGAGUGGAAGCUGCGAGUGCUGCCUCCUGGAGGAGACCAAAUCUUUUUCCAAUUGCAGGCUUUGAAGGCCGGGCUGAUGGAGGUGGUUUUGUGCGGCUACAAAGACGUGAAAAGAGGGGUAAUAAAGCGGGAAGAAGUGAAGGGGGCCCCCGGGGGGCCCCCCAAACAUGUUUACUGUUUGGCCGUGGAGGGGUAUGGCCUGCGGGAGGUGAUGGGCACUCCGGGGGUUCGGGCCACUGGGGUGACUUCAAACCACGUGAUGGAGGUUGCACAGAUCCUGGGCAUUGAGGCUGCGCGGCAAGUCAUUAUUGACGAAAUUCGAAAAUGCAUGGACGCCUAUUCGAUGGACAUCGACUGCAGGCACAUGACGCUCUUGGGGGACGUUAUGACUUUCAGGGGGGAAGUGCUGGGGAUAAACCGUUUCGGGAUUCAGAAGAUGCGGGCCUCGACGCUGGUGCUGGCCUCGUUCGAAGAAACAAAUGAACAUCUUUUCGAAGCUGCUGCGCACCACCGCGCAGACCCCGUCAAAGGCGUCAGCGAAUGCAUCAUCAUGGGAAAGCCCAUGGCCCUCGGCACCGGGGCCUUCGACAUCCUCGUGGCCCACCCCCCCUGCACCCCGAAGCGGGAGCAGGAGACGCUUUUGGCGAAGUACAAGACGCCUCCCGCUGCAGCAGCGCGUUAG
Eimeria tenella is the source of this 1290-nucleotide messenger RNA. RefSeq names its product DNA-directed RNA polymerase, related. The coding region runs from base 1 to 1290 and encodes 429 amino acids. NCBI's taxonomy places the organism in Eukaryota, Apicomplexa, Conoidasida, Eucoccidiorida, Eimeriidae. The transcript has 7 exons. The record is from RefSeq and is a predicted model, not a curated record. Gene Ontology annotation, biological process: DNA-templated transcription. Gene Ontology annotation, molecular function: DNA-directed RNA polymerase activity; DNA binding.